UGAUGUGUUCUUGCUUGCCUGCUCUCUUCAGCUCCAUUUCUAGAUGUUUGUUGCAUUUUGAAAGGCUAACUGUUAAAGAAUCAAGAAGAGCAUACGACCAGAUCUCUUUCUCUUUCGUUUGAGAAAAAAGUUUGAAUCUUUGAUACAGUGACAGCGAAUUUGUCAUCUGGGUUUUUCGAGUUGGAGAAUUUUAUGACGUGGGUGAAGAGCAUUUCUGUGAAUUUGUUCCUUUUCGAACAAGAUUAAAGCUGAGGUUUGAAAGCAAAUGGUGGGGUUUGGCUUGAUAGGGUUCUGAUUCUGUUCUAUAAUCUCUGGAACAUACUUUUUUCUUCUUAUGUUGGGUGUUUUCUUUUGGGAUUUGGAGAAGACGAUAUAUAAAUACGGUGAAAUAAAAUCAUUGCCAAAUGGCUUAUGUUCGUGUUUGUUGAUGCUUCUGUACAAAAUUUAAAGAUUCUUGAAGCAUGGAGAAGAGAUUAUGGGUGUUUGAGACGUUGGGAUUAGGGGUUUUGUGUCUUUUAACAUGGCUGAAUGUUUCCUAUGCAACUCUUUCUCCUUCUGGUGUCAAUUAUGAAGUUGUAGCUUUAAUGGCUAUAAAAGAUGAUUUGAAGGACCCAAGAAAUGUUAUGGACAAUUGGGAUUUAUCUUCUGUAGAUCCUUGUAGUUGGAGGAUGGUUACUUGCACCCUUGAUCGCUCUGUUUCUGCUCUAGGGCUGCCGAGUCAAAACUUGUCCGGGACUUUAUCAUCUGCGAUUGGAAAUCUUAGUAACUUGCAAUCUGUCACGCUACAGAAUAAUGCAAUCUUUGGGCCGAUCACCGCUGCAAUUGGGAAGCUGCAGAAGCUUCAAACUCUUGAUCUUUCAGGAAACAUAUUCAGCGGUCAGCUUCCUAGUUCUUUAGGGGAUCUCAAGAACCUUAACUUUUUGCGUCUGAACAACAACAGUCUUACCGGCACAGUUCCUGAAUCGUUAUCUGAAGUUGGAGGCCUCACUCUUGUGGAUGUGUCGUAUAACAAUCUCAGUGGUCCAUUGCCAAAACUAUCAGCAAGAACAUUUAGAAUCAUAGGCAACCCUUUACUUUGUGACCAGAAUUCUGCAAAUAAUUGUUCAAAUAUUUAUCCCGAGCCUCUCUCUUUCGCUCCAGAUGGUUUCACAGACCAACCAUCGUCGACUGACAAAACUCACCAUUUGGCUGUGGCUCUUGGGACAAGUUUCGGUGCUGCUUUCUUAGUAAUCCUAGUGGUCGCGAUGCUCAUAUGGUGGCGAUACAGGAAAAAUCAACAGAUAUUCUUUGAUGUCAAUGCAGAUCAAUAUGAACCCGAGGUAUGUUUGGGCCAUUUGAAGAGGUAUACAUUUAAGGAACUUCGGGCUGCCACCGACCAUUUCAACGCGAAGAAUAUUUUAGGGAAGGGUGGAUACGGAAUUGUUUACAAAGGGGCAUUGAACGAUGGUACCACGGUGGCUGUUAAAAGAUUGAAGGACAGUAAUACCUUCGGGGGUGAAAUUCAAUUUCAAACCGAAGUCGAAACAAUAAGCUUGGCCGUUCAUCGUAAUCUUCUACGCCUUUGGGGGUUCUGCUCGACUGAAAACGAACGCCUUCUUGUCUAUCCGUUUAUGAUGAAUGGAAGUGUGGCAUCUAGAUUAAAAGCAGAGCAGAUCCAGGGGAAGCCGGUCUUGGACUGGUUGCGGAGAAAGAGUAUAGCUCUAGGAACGGCGAGGGGUUUGCUCUAUUUACACGAGCAGUGUGACCCGAAAAUCAUUCAUCGUGACGUUAAAGCAGCCAACAUUCUUUUGGACGAAGAUUUUGAGGCUGUGGUUGGUGAUUUUGGGCUGGCAAAGUUGUUAGACCACCGUGAUUCUCAUGUCACGACUGCUGUCCGUGGCACCGUGGGUCACAUUGCCCCCGAGUAUCUGUCAACCGGCCAAUCAUCGGAAAAGACGGAUGUCUUCGGUUUCGGGAUCCUGCUUCUUGAACUAAUUACUGGACAGAAAGCUCUGGACUUUGGAAGGGCUGCCAACCAGAAAGGCGUAAUGCUAGAUUGGGUAAAGAAGCUCCAUCAAGAAGGGAAACUAAACCUAAUGGUGGAUAAAGCUCUGAAACACGAUUUUGAUCGAGUGGAGUUGCAAGAAAUGGUUCAAGUUGCACUUUUGUGUACUCAAUUCAACCCGAGUUACCGGCCAAAGAUGUCGGAAGUAUUGAGAAUGUUGGAAGGAGAAGGACUGGUCGAAAGAUGGGAAGCAUCGCAAAGCGUUGAAACCCCACGAUUUCGGGGUUUGGAAGGUAUCCCGCAGAGAUAUUCGGAUUACAUCGAAGAAUCUUCCCUUGUAGGCGAAGCAAUGGAGCUUUCAGGUCCGAGAUGACAUGAACUCAGUGUCAUAUAUAUAUGUAUCGUUUUUGUGUGGUUGUGUUGUGGAUAUAUUUGUUGAUCAAAUGCAUGUGUAGAAAAGGGAAAAGAAAGCUAGUGUUUGUUUUUGUUGGAAUCAAGUUUGUGAAAUGGGGCAAUGGUAAAUGUAUAUCUUUUUCCGUUA
Messenger RNA from Cynara cardunculus var. scolymus (artichoke), 2525 nucleotides. Its product is annotated as protein NSP-INTERACTING KINASE 3-like. Gene Ontology annotation, biological process: protein phosphorylation. Lineage: Eukaryota; Viridiplantae; Streptophyta; Magnoliopsida; Asterales; Asteraceae. The record is from RefSeq and is a predicted model, not a curated record. Gene Ontology annotation, molecular function: protein kinase activity; protein binding; ATP binding. The transcript has 11 exons. The coding region runs from base 462 to 2357 and encodes 631 amino acids.